Bombus pyrosoma is the source of this 3416-nucleotide messenger RNA. It is a transcript of the gene WDY, whose product is annotated as WD repeat-containing protein on Y chromosome. The record is from RefSeq and is a predicted model, not a curated record. Gene Ontology annotation, molecular function: calcium ion binding; protein binding. NCBI's taxonomy places the organism in Eukaryota, Metazoa, Arthropoda, Insecta, Hymenoptera, Apidae. Bases 236 to 3286 code for a protein of 1016 amino acids. The transcript is spliced from 19 exons.
UCUGGAAAUAAAAAGAAUAUUAUACAAAAAAUAUCUUUUAUAUGCAAAAAUGUUUUACUAUAUACAAAGAAUAACAAAAUAGUAUCUUAUAUAUUUAGCUUGUUUCGUACAUGUCAAAAUUUGACAAAGGAAACAACGUAUUUACUUGCUUUUUCAUAUCAUUUUUAUUCAUAUUAUGUGUAACUUGUGAUUGAUAUUAUAAUUAAUAUUAUAAAUUAUACCUAUAAUUAUAAAAAUGGAAUACUUUGAUAACAAUGACACGAGCAUUCAAGAAGCUUUCGACGAGUUCUUUAGAACAAAAAGUGUAGAAGAACAAUGCACGGAAGAAUCCUUGAUGCAACUGCAUGAAGUAUUUUUGGCUUCGCCAAAUGAAGAAAUGGAUAUAACCCAGUUGUAUGAUGCGUUUGAAAAUAUAUUGCACAUUCAAAUGCCACAUAAUGAAUUCAAAAUUCUGUUUAAAAAGAUGAACUUAAAGAGAGAUGGAAAUAUUACUUGGAAUGAAUUUAUCUCGUAUUUAUUAGUAGAAUUUCAGAGGAAAGAUACCACAUUACAAUGGCAAAUAUUGAGACUUCCAAUAACCGAUAUCCCUCAACUUUUGAAAUCGCAUCACCGUACAGCUAUACACAAAAUCAUGUUUUAUCCUGAAGUCUUGCCUGAUAGAACUACAAGCUUUCAUAGAGGGUUUUAUUUAACUGUGACUAAAGAGGGAAUCAUAAAUUACUGGUCUUUAGAUUUAGAAUACGAACGAAGCGCGCAAUCUGUAAAUCCGUGUUUAAAAGUUCAACACACUUUAAUAACUGAUAUGAUAGUAAUGCCCGAUAUACAAGUAGUAUGCACAAGUUCUACGGAGUGCGAUUUAAGAUUUUAUGAUACAGCAGCAAAGAAGUUUGAUCUUCGAAUAAUGAUAUCAGGCUUGGAGUAUGCUGUCAUUUGUAUGGAUUAUUAUUUCAGUAAAAAUAUCAAAGAGGACUCGUAUAUUGUACUUGGAGAUAUGAGUGGAUCUGUCAAAGUCAUGUCAUUUAGUCCAAUAGAGAGAGGACCAUUUAAACAAGAACCUCAACGUGAUAGUUUAUUUAUUCGCUAUGAAUCUGUUCUCAAGGGUGAACUGAAAGGAUUGAAAAUCGUAGAAUUUAAGAAUGUACAUACAGAUUGGGUGAAACAAGUGGCCUAUUAUGGAAGUUUAAGAGCUUUCAUGUCCAGCAGUAGAUGUUGUAAUUGUUCUUUAUUAUUUAGUGAUCUUACAGGAGCAAGGAUUCAAUACAAAUUCAAAGUUAACAUGGGAAUAUCUUGCUUCACCUUUUGCGAAGAGGGUCAGUUAUUAAUAACCGGUGGACCGGAUUGCAUAGUUCGGGUUUGGAAUCCUUUCGUGACUAGAAGAGCAAAUAGUACUUUCCAAGGUCAUCGUGCACCUAUUUGCGCCUUAGUUGUACAAGAUGCUGGUAAACGCGUGUACUCUCUUUCGAAAGAUAGAUGUAUCAAAGUGUGGGAUGUAUUAACUCAAUCUUGCAUUCAGACAUACAAUGGUCUUCCCAGCGAAUUGGGCGAACAUACAUCAAUGACUGUGGUGUAUAAUACAUUGAAUCGUAAAAUGAUCAUUGCUAGUUCAAUGAUCGCAGUGAUUCUUUGCGAUCCUGAGGUCAACAAAGAAAUAUCCGAUGGUUUUACACAUACAAAAUCUAUCAGCAGCGUUUUAUAUAACCAUCUCUACAAAGUGGUAGUUACGACUGGCUUAGAUUCUUGUAUAAUAAUUUGGGAUCCAUGGCUUGGAAAUCGUUUAUUCUUAGUAACGCAUGCACACAGUAGAUUCCUAUAUGGUCAGUUUCAUGAUAUUGAGAUUACUGCUGCUUGUUUCGAUGAAUCUGAACAAUUACUAGUAACAGGCGCUCGUGAUGGCACAUUGAAAGUUUGGAAUUUUAAUACUGGCACUUGUUUGCGGAACAUGGCUCUUGAAACUCAAUGUGAAAUAACCAGUUUAGUUUGGCUGGAAAAUCGAAUCUUAUGUAGUAGUUGGAAUCGUCAAGUCGUAGAAUUUGCAACUUCUGACGCGUAUGUAUAUAAAAAGAAUUGGGGAACAAUACACACCGAUGAUAUUCUUUGUUCAGCCAUGUGGUAUCCUCAGGUAUUGGCCACGGCAACUUUUAAUGGAGAAAUAAUACUUUGGAGAUUAGAAACGGGUCAACCGUAUCGAAAAUAUAAAGUUAACGAACCAAUGUCAAGAUUUAGGAUAAGAUACCACAAGGAUGAAAUAACGUACAAAAUAAAAAAGCCUGAACAAGUUACGAAAGAAUUCGUUUCGAAACAGAGUCAAUGUCCUACGGCUUCUGAACAUCAAGAAUCCGCAUUGAAUAUUACACGAAUUGUUGCUGUUCGAGCUAUGAUAUUUUUAAAUGCCCGGCCGGUUAGGCCUGAUGUUGGAACAUUGUUAGUUUCUCUUGAUUCAGGAUAUGUACAAGUGUGGACUCAUCACCCUGCUGGUGGAUUUUUACAAGCUUUCUCAGUUAUUCAUUCUAUACGUGAUUGUGCAUUAGCAUUAACAACUGAUCCUAAAAAUCAUUUUCUUGUAACAGGACACAAUGCUGGAUACAUUAAAGUUUGGUAUCUCGUGAAUUAUUCGUUGCCAAAUCCUCCUAAGAUAUCUAUGCCCGUUUUACGGUUGGAAUUUCCAUUUCUAUGGAAAAAGAAAGUUAUCGGUAGGGCAGAGAGAGCUGUAAAGGAUCAACCUUUACCACUUCUACUUUCAUCUGUGCGUGGACAUUUAAAAUCUAUUACGUCCAUCCAGAUAAUCCCAGAUGCACGUAUUGUCAUUAGUGGUAGUACAGACCAUUCUGUACGCUUAUGGACACUUGGUGGCCGUUAUAUUUCAACCUUUGGAACUUUCAAGCCUUGGUUGCCAAUUUUGCCAACGAUCCCAACAUACCAAUAUUUCAGAGAUUACAAACAUCCGGCAGACAUUAAAAGAGUCGCUAGUUCUACUACACUAAAAAUUCUUGAAGGAGGUGCGAGACAAGUAGAAUCAGAUCUUAAAAGUGACGAAUUAAAAGCUUUAAAAGAAAUUUCGAGACCUGAACACACUAUGAUCGAUGGAAGAAGACUUACUAUCACUGUGAUGGAUAAAUCAGUCUUAAUGAUCUUUGCGGAUUACCCAAUUUUAGACACCUCUUUGCCAUAUAUACCUAUAUACACGCAUUUGAAAUUAAGACCUUUGGAAAUCAUACAGACACCAAAAUUACCAGCACUUCUACAUGAACAAAAAGAAUUAACUAAAAGAACGCAUUCGCAAUUAUAAAAUCACUGCAUCCGCAAAAGAAUGUAGGAGCAAACUAUAUAUAUUUCGAAAUAUUUCACCAAAAUGAAAGGUAAUAUCUCGUUAAUAUCGCAUUGUAAUAAAUUUUUCUUGAAAAGAGAAAGAAAGAAAG